GGGGCGGGCGCGGAGCAGGCCGGGCCGACCGAUGGAGUGACGCGCGGGCGGAGCGGGGAGCGCCGACGCCAGCCCGGGCCCAGACCUCCGCCCUCGCGCUCCAGCUGCAGCCCGGAGCCGGCCGUGCCGGGGCCCCGUCCGGGAGCCCUCAGGCAGAUCUUCAAGGAACAUCAUUGUAUAUGUAUCUUUGUGUAUAUUUGCAAGUACUUUUUCAGGAUAGGUUUCUAGAAGUGGAAUUGAAAUUUUCAGUUCUUCAGCAAUUAACUAUAUUUUUAAAAUUCUUGUGGAUUUGAAUAUGGAAAGAACACAACUACUUUAAUCUCAUAAAGAUUGAAAUAUUUGAAUCAAGGGGAGGAGCAAGAUGGCGGAAGAGUAGGGUCCCCAAAUCACCUGUCUCCACCAAACUACCUAGAAAACCUUCAAAUUAUCCUGAAAAUCUAUGAAUUCGGCCUGAGAUUUAAAGAGAGACCAGUUGGAAUGCUACAGUGAGAAGAGUUCGCGCUUCUAUCAAGUGGAAAACACUUUAUUCUUGGCCCUACAGAAAUUCUGCCUGGCUAUCAACAUGACGGCGGAAGAAACAGUGAAUGUAAAAGAGGUUGAAAUCAUUAAGCUAAUUUUAGACUUCUUGAAUUCAAAGAAGCUUCACAUUAGUAUGUUGGCCCUUGAGAAGGAAAGUGGAGUCAUAAAUGGCCUAUUUUCAGAUGAUAUGCUUUUUCUAAGGCAGCUAAUCCUUGAUGGUCAGUGGGAUGAAGUUCUUCAGUUCAUUCAGCCUCUAGAAUGUAUGGAAAAAUUUGACAAAAAAAGGUUUCGUUAUAUUAUCCUGAAGCAGAAGUUUUUAGAAGCUCUAUGUGUUAACAAUGCAAUGUCAGCAGAAGAUGAGCCCCAGCAUGUAAGAUUUUUAUUCCUGAAGCUGGAAUUUACCAUGCAAGAAGCUGUGCAGUGUUUGCAUGCCUUAGAAGAGUAUUGUCCUUCUAAAGAUGAUUAUAGCAAGCUCUGUUUGCUUUUGACUUUGCCUCGUCUGACCAAUCAUGCCGAAUUUAAGGACUGGAAUCCGAGCACUGCACGAGUUCACUGUUUUGAAGAGGCUUGUGUUAUGGUUGCAGAAUUCAUCCCUGCUGAUAGGAAGCUAAGUGAGGCUGGUUUUAAAGCAAGUAACAAUCGUUUAUUUCAGCUUGUAAUGAAGGGCCUGCUUUAUGAAUGCUGUGUAGAAUUUUGUCAAAGUAAAGCAACUGGAGAAGAAAUUACAGAAAGUGAAGUACUUCUUGGCAUUGAUCUUUUGUGUGGUAAUGGUUGUGAUGACUUGGAUCUGAGUUUAUUGUCAUGGCUUCAGAAUCUCCCAUCUUCUGUCUUCUCUUGUGCUUUUGAACAGAAAAUGCUUAAUAUUCAUGUUGACAAACUACUGAAACCUACAAAAGCUGCAUAUGCUGAUCUCUUGACUCCCCUUAUCAGCAAACUUUCUCCCUAUCCAUCAUCUCCAAUGAGAAGGCCUCAAUCAGCUGAUGCCUAUAUGACCCGUUCUCUGAAUCCUGCUUUAGAUGGCCUCACUUGUGGACUAACCAGUCAUGAUAAGAGAAUCUCAGACCUUGGAAACAAAACUUCUCCAAUGUCACACUCCUUUGCUAACUUCCAUUAUCCAGGUGUGCAAAAUCUUAGUAGAAGUCUCAUGCUUGAGAAUACAGAAUGUCACAGUAUUUAUGAAGAAUCCCCUGAACGAAGUGAUACACCUGUUGAGGCACAGCGGCCUAUAAGCAGUGAAAUCCUGGGCCAGAGUUCAGUUUCAGAAAAAGAGUCUGCAAAUGGAACACAGAAUCCAGGACCAGCUAAGCAAGAAAAAAAUGAGCUUCGAGAUUCAACAGAACAGUUUCAAGAAUAUUAUAGGCAAAGAUUACGCUAUCAACAGCAUUUAGAACAGAAAGAGCAACAGCGACAGAUAUACCAACAAAUGCUGCUUGAGGGAGGUGUGAAUCAGGAAGAUGGUCCUGAUCAGCAGCAGAAUCUUACGGAACAAUUCCUUAAUAGGUCCAUUCAAAAGCUUGGUGAAUUAAAUAUUGGAAUGGAUAGCCUUGGUAAUGAGGUAUCAGCACUCAACCAACAAUGUAAUGGGAGCAAAAACAAUGGAUCUAAUAAUAAUUCUCUAACGAAUUUUGUUACACCACCCCAAGACUCUAGUCAGAGAAUAACACAUGAUGCUUCAAAUAUUCACACAAGCACCCCUUCUAAUCCUGGAUCAACAAAUCACAUACCUUUUCUUGAGGAAUCACCUUCUGGAAAUCAAAUCUCAUCAGAACAUUCGGUCAGUAAGCCAGCUCUUGGAGAUUCUUCAGGGAAUCUGUCAAGAUCAAGAGGGGAAGAGGAUGACAAAUCAAAAAAGCAAUUUGUUUGUAUUAAUACCCUAGAAGACACACAAGCUGUUAGAGCAGUAGCUUUUCAUCCAGGUGGUGGCUUAUAUGCUGUAGGUUCAAAUUCAAAAACUCUGAGAGUAUGUGCCUAUCCAGAAGUAAUUGAUCCAAGUGCAUGUGACAUCCCUAAGCAGCCAGUGGUACGUUUUAAAAGGAAUAAACAUCAUAAAGGAUCCAUUUACUGUGUGACCUGGAGUCCUUGUGGACAGCUGUUAGCAACAGGAUCAAAUGACAAAUAUGUCAAAGUGCUGCCCUUCAAUGCAGAGACUUGUAAUGCAACAGUUUCAGGACCGGAUCUGGAAUUUAGUAUGCAUGAUGGGACAAUUAGAGACUUGGCAUUUAUGGAAGGCCCAGAAAGUGGUGGAGCCAUUUUGAUAAGUGCUGGAGCAGGGGAUUGUAACAUUUAUACAACUGAUUGUCAAAGAGGACAGGGCCUGCAUGCUCUGAGUGGACAUACAGGGCAUAUUUUAGCACUUUAUACCUGGAGUGGCUGGAUGAUUGCAUCUGGUUCCCAAGAUAAGACUGUUAGAUUUUGGGAUCUUCGAGUACCAAGCUGUGUUCGUGUUGUUGGGACAACAUUCCAUGGAACUGGUAGUGCAGUGGCCUCUGUAGCUGUCGAUCCCAGUGGCCGUCUCUUAGCCACAGGACAAGAAGAUUCUAGCUGCAUGUUAUAUGACAUAAGAGGAGGAAGAAUGGUACAAAGUUAUCACCCUCAUUCCAGUGAUGUUCGCUCUGUUCGAUUCUCUCCUGGAGCUCACUACCUGCUGACAGGAUCCUAUGAUAUGAAAAUAAAGGUGACAGACCUACAAGGAGAUCUCACGAAACAACUUCCUAUCAUGGUGGUGGGGGAGCACAAGGACAAAGUGAUUCAGUGCAGGUGGCACACCCAGGAUCUUUCCUUCCUGUCAUCCUCUGCAGACAGAACUGUAACCCUCUGGACUUACAAUGGAUAGAGUAUACCCUGUGUCAGUCUAUGCAGUGAAAGCACAGAGACUUAAGACUACUGAGUUGUGAAAAUUAACAAUUUUGAAGAACAUAGCUGAUCGGAAAAGUGGCUUAGCACGAGGAGGCCCCUUCUUAACGUGUAUCCCUUUGAUAGGAACUGUUGGGUGGUGUUAUUCUGCAGUGGUUUCAGUCUUCCAUGUGAGCUCGUGCUGCUGUGACCUGCUGUAUGUAGUCUUGUUGCCAAAGUCUGCGGAAGAGCUCUUACGUUGUCAGUGUGCACUCCAAGUCAAGGUGGACGAUGUGUUUACGGUUUAGUAUUAAAUGCAUUCCUUGGUCUUUGCCUAAAUAACAGUUUUAUAUACACACUGAAAUUGAACUAUACUUUAAGCAUAUUAUUACAUGUAAUGCAACCAAGUUCUACACAGAUUAAACAUAGGUGUUUAGAAAUUACUUUUCUCACAGUCCCAUGAUAUUAUACCACUUGUCAGCUAGAGGUCAGAAUUUUCUAUGUCUCUCAAAAAUUACAUGGUUAUUUUCACUAAGGAUUAUUAUGGAAUUUAAAGAUGGAUGGAAAACUGCUUCUUAGUUCAUUACGUGGUAUUGGCGUUUUCUUUUUUUCUUAAACCCAGGGAUAGAAUUACUAUUUUGUCACAUUAUUUUGCUUCAGGCUUAAAAGGUAAAUAAAUAUGUUUGCUUCAGAAACUUGUUAAUUUCAAUGUUUUGAAUGCAACAAGAUACCUCCCUUCUAAACUGUACUGUAGAAGCAGAGCAGCAGCGUUAUGUGAUGCAACACUCGAUGGUACAGUAAAUUUACUGGCUGGCAUUUAUCCUCUUAAAAAUUAAAAACAUUGCCAUAGACUAUAGCAUGGUUUGAAAUGCUAUGUCUGCAUGAUAAUUUAAAAUGGAAAAAUUUUAACUUUGCACUCCAAAAGCUUAUUUGAAUUUGUUCCUUGCACUGUUUUGUGUGAUGCAGAAUAAUGAUUUUAUUCCUAUGGCAUUGUAGAUCUAACAUUUAUGUAUCUUUAUUUUCAUAUUGUACAGUAAUUUUACUUUAAAUUAUUAAAUAGGCUAUUUAUUUUAAAUGCAGUUGAGUUGGUUCUAAUUAUUGAACUGUCUGUGCACUGUGUGUAGCAAGCAUUUUUAAUCUAUUGUAUACAAGUGGAAAGGGUAUUAGAAGUGUAACUGUGCUAUUAUUUCAAUAAAGACCUCUUGACACCUGAAAGUA
Canis lupus familiaris (dog) is the source of this 4569-nucleotide messenger RNA. It is a transcript of the gene WDR47, whose product is annotated as WD repeat domain 47. The record is from RefSeq and is a predicted model, not a curated record. Lineage: Eukaryota; Metazoa; Chordata; Mammalia; Carnivora; Canidae. The transcript has 18 exons. Gene Ontology annotation, molecular function: protein binding. The coding region runs from base 563 to 3352 and encodes 929 amino acids.